Molecule: messenger RNA, 475 nt
Organism: Phanerochaete carnosa HHB-10118-sp
Lineage: Eukaryota; Fungi; Basidiomycota; Agaricomycetes; Polyporales; Phanerochaetaceae
Exons: 1
Coding region: 5-427 (140 amino acids)
Source: RefSeq, a predicted model, not a curated record
GUACAUGGACAUGAACGACUGGGUACCCUCUGGCCCACCCGAGUGCCCCGACAAGAACCGUGCUCAAAGCCAGCGACUGUAUCGAAUGCACCGCUUCCUGACGGGACGCGAGGCGGGCGGGUCGGGCUCCAUCAAGCCCGUGUACGGACUGACCUCCGCCAUUCUUAUUCGUGUCGCAGCUAUUGGGUACGCGCAGAGUCCAGCGUUUGAGCCGUACGCGCCAGGGCAGUGGAGCAAGCAGAAGCGUAUCGAGCAUGCGAUGCGGUGGCAUCCGGUGUUUAGGAAGGCGAGGUGGAGCGAGCGGAUCGUGUAUCCGGGAGAGGAAGAGGGUUUUGAGGAGUGGAUAAGGACGAACGAGGGAACUCUGCUGCCGAGGUCGAAACCGACCGGGCUGCUGAAAAGCAUCGUAGCCCGCAGUCGAUUGUAGGUUAGACAACAUGCAUAUUGAAUAUAUGUACUUUCCUGCGAUUCUACU